AUGUAUCUGGACUAUUUCCCUUUGACACAAAGUCUUUCCAGUUCUUAUAAUUUUUUUAACACUCAAAUUUUGCCAAAUUUAUACGAUAAUGGUACAUCUCUCAUUCAGUACGCUAAGGAUCUCUAUCCAGUAGAGUUGCAUAUACAUGUUUUGUCACACAUUUGUUCCAGGCAUCGCCAAAUUGCCUUAUCUAACAAUGGUUACAAGUUAAAUAUAUUGGAUAGUGUAUAUAAUCAAUGCCUAGGCGAAUUGAUCGCACAGAAGCUGCACAAAAUAAUUGUUAACUGUCAAUCUUAUAACAAAGUAUCAGUACAUACACCCAAUACAACCACUUUGCUGCCUGGGAGUAACAUUUUUGCCACUGAACAAUUAGAAACUGCCCUUAAUGCCACACAUAAACAAUUAGUUUUAGCACUAACCUCCCACUGGAAUACAUACAAUCCUAAACCCAAAUGUCAAUCCAAAGUCGCUACAAUCAACCUUAAACCAGUGGAUAUUGGAUCUAAAGGUUCAACUUUUAUUGUUAGCGACUUUGGCAAUAAAAAUCAUCUAAACAAGAAUUUAGAUAGCCCGUACAUUGGACUGCACUUUGAACACGAUAGAACAUUUACUCUAGAAGGACUGGAUAUUGUUCACAACAUAAUAAAUAAUUUGGGCUUUGUAGUCAUCAAAAAUGUAUUGUCAGAAGAACAUAUACAAACAAUUCGUGACUGCCUAAAUUUGGAUAGGGCACAAGCCAGGGAUGUCGCCUUUUCAAUUUUGGAGGAGGACUCAAAUGUAAAUGCAGCAAAGUAUACGAGGGGGAGAAUUGUAUGUUCUCUAAGAGGUACAACUUAUGAUACAAAGUUGAGACGGGUACAAAUGUUUUGGACCCCUUUGCUACACUAUGUGAUGCCCAGAAGCAUAGCUUCCUUCCCGCAAAAUCGCCAAAUGUCGCUUGAAAAAAGCCUUUACAUCUCCUGGAUAAAUCUAAUACUAUCGGAUCCCUUGAGCGACUACGAGUGUUGGCACAGAAACAAUUCAAAGUAUGGUAUAACUGUCGUUAUACCCUUGGAUUAUAGAACAGAUGAAGACGGUAGAAUUGAAUUUAUCCCAUACACUCAUUCGCCAAAUUUUAAUCGCAAUAGUAAAAAUAUAUUAAAUGCAAUAAAAAAGGGCCCAGUUGGUGUGGAUGUUAAACCAGGAGAUUUAAUCGUCUACAACUCAACAAUCCUUCACCGAUAUACAAUGAAUAAAUCAUUUGAUUGCAAAUCAGAUUUGGUCUACCAAUAUGACUACGUAGAUUCGGUACCUCCAGGGCAGGGUCGUUUGCACUUUAUGUACGACAAACUAUUAGCCAAAUUGAUCGUCUUUUGCAAUAAGUUUUAUUAG
Molecule: messenger RNA, 1371 nt
Organism: Babesia microti strain RI
Lineage: Eukaryota; Apicomplexa; Aconoidasida; Piroplasmida; Babesiidae
Product: conserved Plasmodium protein, unknown function
Exons: 8
Coding region: 1-1371 (456 amino acids)
Source: RefSeq, a predicted model, not a curated record